GCAACAAUUUAAGCCAUGGAUAAGUACUACUAAGCAAAAUGUAAACAAAUUUUGUGCCGAAAAAAUUAAAUCAGGAAAAAAUGGAUAAAAUAAGAAAAGCAUUGGAGGAAAAGAAAGAAAUAGCAUUCGAUGUCACUAAUCCCCGCAAAUCCUAUGCUGGUCAUACUGUUUAUCGUCUACAAUUAAAGAUUUAUGGAAGUCACAAAGAGCAUCCAGGAUAUGAGUUUCUAGGGUGGAAAAGAUUCAAUGAUUUCAAGCGCUUGUAUAAAGAAUUAAAGGCUGACUUCCCCAAUGAUUUCAAGCAAUCAUUUCCAGACUUUGCAAAAGGACAUUUUUUCGGACGUUUCGACGAAGCCGUUAUUGAAGAACGAAGACAAUCAUCCCUAAAAUUGCUGCAAUUUAUAAUUUUAUACUCUGAAAUGCUAUUCCACAAAUCCUUCCAGUCAUUCAUAGAGAAUGGGGUCAGCCAAAUUACACCGUACUUAAAUCAAGCUGCCAGCAUAGCAACGUCAUCAGCAGAUUUACCCGUAGAAGCAACAGAAAUUGUAAAUGUUGAUAACAAUGCAGUGGUCCAUGGCAAUGAAAAUCACUCGCUUGCAUCAGUUAGUCCGACUAGCGAAGAAGACACUAUUAGCGAUCCCUUGAACAAUUGUUUUCUAGAGAGCUACGACGAAACUAACAGUGAAGGGGAAGAAGACAACGUUUUUGUCUCCAUACAAAGCGACGACGGACGUCAGUCCUGGCUCCAAGAAGCUCGUUCAAUAUGCGGUGACGAUAUUGAAAGUUUAGCCUCGGAAGCAGCCGACGAGUUUCCUGUUACGCCUAGAGAAAGUAUCAGCGACGAGGCAAGUGUAUUGCUUAGUGAACCGUUAAAUGAUAAUUAUUCCUCCCCAAACCUUGAAGAUAUUCCAGAAUGUGAGAACGGUUUGUCUUGCUCACCUGCGACAGCGCAAGCUUUUGAUGACAACCAAAACAAUACUGACAUUGUGAGUCCCAAUCUUUCUGCUCAGGAUUUGCAUAAAAAGUUUCAAGUCGACGCGAAAAUGUCCAAGAUCAUUGAAAAAACUGUCGAAGAGGACGAUUACGUGUUCCAGGCGAGCGUUGCGAUGAGUAAUGCUAUCGAACAAGAAGAGUUAGGAAACAUCGAGUCGGCAUUUGACAUGUACAAAUUUGGCAUCGGCCUGCUCCUCCGCGGUGUGCAAAGUGAUGAAAACGUUGAAAGACGGGAUGCUGUUCGAAGGAAAACAGCGCAAUAUUUGCUACGCGCGAAAGAACUAUACAAUUCUAACCUAAAAGCGAACGAAGACAAGCAAAUAAUUGACGGCGUGAAUCCCUUUUGCGAGGAUAACAAGUGGAGGUUUCGUUUAAGCGAUGUAAAAGUGUUUGGUGUCGUCGACAAAGUCAUGUUAGUUCAGAAAGUCUUCUCCGAUGAAGUGUACGUGAUGAAAGUGUUGCACAAGCAAGGUGGAGAGUACAAACGUUUUACGCCUCCUAAGAAGUCGAAUAACAAACAGCCGAGAAAUCUCUACAACUGCAAGUUUAUGGUUAACCUCUUGAACUGUGUUGAAAAACCAACGGGGGUAUAUUUACUUUUGGAAUAUAUAUCCGGUGGAAAGUUAUGGGAUUACUUAGGUAUGUCGUUGUUUAACACUUAUAACCAAAGAUAUUCGUCGUGUAUCGAAUCACACCAUUCUUGGAACGCUACGGACUGCGAUAACUCUCUCAUUGAGAAUUCAUCCAAUCACGAGUAUACAGACAUUGUUGAUAUUCCAUGUAAUAACUACACAAAGCAAGGCACGUCGGAGCUAUGUCAGCAAAAUUCGUCGACAACAUUGACAUGUAAAAUUAAAAAGUCGACAUCACGUGAACCUCUCUUGACGGAAGACGACAUGCGCCUCUGGAUUGCCCAGAUAGCACAUGGAAUAAUGGAGCUGCAUUCAAAAGGCGUGAUGUGUAGAGAUUUAAAUCCUCGAAACAUAUUGAUCGACUCCCAAGGGAAUAUCAAGCUUACUUAUUUUUCAAAUGUAGAAGGAAUCGAUUACACGUUGGAUCCGGAUGCUGUUAGUAACAUGUACACUUCUCCUGAAGUGAACGGUGUAUUUGAACCAGAUAAUUCGACUGACUGGUGGAGUUAUGGCGCGAUAAUAUUUGAAUUAUUAACUGGAGAAUCGUUGUGCUUGUGUCAUCCGGAUGGUAUAAACAAUCGAUCAAUCAUCACUUUGCCACGAAGAGUGAGUAACGAAGCCUGUUCCUUACUUGCUGGUUUGUUAAAAUACGAUCCGAAAGAAAGAUUAGGUUCUGGACCAAGCGGUAGUGAGGAGAUCAAGUCACAUCCGUUCUUCUCUGGUAUCAAUUGGAAUAAACUAAAAUCUUGAUAUUUAUGAGGCGUCUGAUUUGUUAUAUUUUUUAAUAUUUUAGUGUUUUUUAUUAUAAAUUGUAAAUAUAUUAAUCUUUAAAAAGAUCUCGUUAUAAAUUCUGUUUUUGUUUCAUCGCCAUUUUCUUCUUGGUGUGGUCUUGUAGUUUGUAGGUUUUCAGCAUUCUCGUACCGAAACCUCUUUAAGAUUAAAACAUGGAAAAUACUAUUUUAGAGGUUUAUCUGAGGAGCUCUGGGGUCGAAAAUGGGUUUAGAUCAGCCAUGGCUGUGCGAGAGAGUUAAAUUUCACACAGUUAUCUCGCCUGACAACUGUUGUUUCUGGAAGCGACAGCGAAAUGUUUUGGCUUGUGUGUUUUAUUUCAUAAUCGUAUUUUUUUUUCGCCAUUUAAAAGAUCAUUGUACUGGGAGAAAUGUUUUUUGCUAUUAUUCUAAUGAACUUAAAAUAACAUUGUACAAUGUUUUUUUAACAUUUUAUAUUAUUGAAUAUUAUUACUAUGUAUAUAUAUUAUUUACUGCAGAGCGCGCGUUUUACCCAAAAUCCUAAUGGUGGAAAUGCUUUACCAACUUUGAAAGAAUUUUAUAUUUUAUGCAAGAAAUAUAAAUUUUAAAGGAUUCAUUUUGUAUAGGAGAUAAAAAGUUGAUA
Molecule: messenger RNA, 3017 nt
Organism: Hydractinia symbiolongicarpus
Lineage: Eukaryota; Metazoa; Cnidaria; Hydrozoa; Anthoathecata; Hydractiniidae
Product: ribosomal protein S6 kinase delta-1-like
Exons: 11
Coding region: 81-2375 (764 amino acids)
Biological process (GO): protein phosphorylation
Molecular function (GO): protein kinase activity; phosphatidylinositol binding; ATP binding
Source: RefSeq, a predicted model, not a curated record